Molecule: messenger RNA, 294 nt
Organism: Encephalitozoon romaleae SJ-2008
Lineage: Eukaryota; Fungi; Microsporidia; Unikaryonidae
Product: homeobox protein HD-9
Exons: 1
Coding region: 1-294 (97 amino acids)
Biological process (GO): regulation of DNA-templated transcription
Molecular function (GO): DNA binding; DNA-binding transcription factor activity, RNA polymerase II-specific
Source: RefSeq, a predicted model, not a curated record
AUGCAAGCAAAGCGCAGGUUGAUCAAAAAUUCAGGAUUAUCAAAGGCACAGAAGGACUUCCUCAACACCUAUUUUGAAGUGAAUCCAAAUCCAAAUAUUCAGGAAAGAGCGUACAUUGCAUGUCAAUCAUUAAUAUCCGAGAAGAAAAUCAGAAACUGGUUUCAAAACAGGAGAGCCAGAGAAAGAGGCGAUUGUAAGGCAUCGCCGUGUCUAAGUACUUUUAAUGGAAAUGCCUCUGAAAGCUACAUUUCUAAGGUUCAUCCAACUUCGAACGAUCUCUAUAUUCGAAGAUAG